AUGUNCGAACAGCCUCUGACUUCAACUCGAAAUCGAAGUAUUUUGACGUCCGAAAAUCCGGGACGGAGAGCAGGCUCCGGAACGGCGGUCUCACCGGAGCAGCAGCAACUCAACGCAUCGGCACUGGCAAAUCGGCAUCAUCUGCACCCGAAGACGGAGACGGUUGAAGACGACGGCGGUGGUGGUGGUUUGGUAUGUAAUAGUAGUGUGGCUGGAGCUGGGGCUGGGGCUGGAGCUGCGGGUGGUGGCCAGCGGGCAAGUCCGGGUAGGUCUCGGGAAAGUGCAGCGGCGGCGGCGGCUAUGUCGUGGGGCGGCAGCUGCCGGCCCCCAUCGAGAUUGGCCACCUGUAGGUCAAGCUCACCGGCUGGCGGUAGCGCCGCUGAGGCCUACCUGAGGCCUGAGGCGGCCUACUCGAAGCGGCCUCAGCUCUCAGUGCAGGGCUCAUUCACUAGUGCCGACAGCAGUAGUAAAGGGGCAGGGGGGAAGGGUCAUCGGGCACGUUUGCCGAAGCUGUGGCGACACCUGAGGGAGAAGUCGCACUCGGAGUUGAGUCUGGUGUGGGAUGUGAUGCGGAGUGGUAUUUUGGCAAAAUCACAAUCCGAGGAGGAGGCUGAGGGGGGCGGUAAGAGGGUGAGUUGCUCAUCGUCGUCGUCGUCGUCAUCGAGGUCUAGAGGUGAUGGUGGUCAAUCGAGAGGUCAAUCGCGUUCGGGUUCCGGUUCGGGUUCGGGUUCGUUUUCUGACGGUGAG
This is a messenger RNA of Anisakis simplex (herring worm), 747 nucleotides long. Lineage: Eukaryota; Metazoa; Nematoda; Chromadorea; Rhabditida; Anisakidae. The record is from the annotation of a GenBank genome assembly.